Messenger RNA from Rotaria sordida, 723 nucleotides. The record is from the annotation of a GenBank genome assembly. NCBI's taxonomy places the organism in Eukaryota, Metazoa, Rotifera, Eurotatoria, Philodinida, Philodinidae.
AUGUCAGAUUUUUAUCAGCUGACUACUUCAACAUCUGAUUUUAAAUCACGUUCAAAUGAUAUAUUUGAUAAAUUAUCAAAUCUCGAAAAACAACAUGAUGUACAUUCGAAAACUAAUACUCCUAUAUCUGUACCUGAUGAUGAAAUACCAUCAUCAUCAACUUAUAAAAAUCCAAAUAUUCCAAGUCAUGCAAUUACAUUUAAAAAACGUCCCGCUGAUGAUACAACAUUUACUCGUCCAAUGAAUAAAUGGAAAAAAUAUGAUUUAGAUGAUGUUAAUGAACAUCAUUUAAGUAAUAUGGGUAAUCAACAUGCAUUAAAUGAUUUUCUUCGUACACGUGUUAAACCUUUAAAAACAAACGAAAUUGAAGAAGAAAUUCCAUCAAAACCAAUAUUUCAACGUCCAAUAAAAAAACAAAUUCUAAAAAAUGAUGACGAUGAUGAUAAUGAUCAUGAUCAUUCUAUAUCUAUACGUUUACCAUUAUCUUCAAAUACAACUGGAACAAAGACUGAAAAUGAUAAUAAUAAUGAUGAUGAUGAUGAUGAAAGAAUUGAAUAUAAAUUAAAAUCUAUUCGUAAACAACAUCGUGGUGUUUUAAGUACAAAUGAAAAAAAAUCAAUUAAACCUUCAAUUGAACUUUUACAAGAAAAAGAUAAUGAAGAUAACGAUGAUAAUGAUGAUGACAAAGAAGAAGACGUUAAUGAUGAACUUGUCGAACCUUGA